AUGGCGAAGACCUACGAUUACCUGUUCAAGCUGCUGCUGAUCGGGGACUCGGGGGUGGGGAAGACCUGUGUCCUGUUCCGCUUCUCUGAGGACGCCUUCAACUCCACCUUCAUCUCCACCAUAGGAAUUGACUUUAAAAUUAGAACCAUAGAGCUCGAUGGCAAGAGAAUCAAACUGCAGAUCUGGGACACAGCCGGUCAGGAGCGGUUCCGGACAAUCACCACUGCCUACUACCGGGGCGCCAUGGGCAUCAUGCUGGUCUACGACAUCACCAACGAGAAGUCUUUUGACAACAUCCGGAACUGGAUCCGGAAUAUUGAGGAGCAUGCCUCUGCCGAUGUCGAAAAGAUGAUCCUGGGGAAUAAGUGUGACGUGAACGACAAGAGACAGGUCUCCAAGGAGCGAGGAGAGAAGCUGGCCCUGGACUAUGGGAUCAAGUUCAUGGAGACCAGUGCCAAGGCCAACAUCAAUGUGGAGAAUGCCUUCUUCACACUCGCCAGAGACAUCAAAGCAAAAAUGGACAAAAAAUUGGAAGGCAACAGCCCCCAGGGGAGCAGCCAGGGAGUCAAGAUCACACCCGACCAGCAGAAGAGAAGCAGCUUCUUCCGAUGUGUUCUUCUGUGAGGAACGCCGCCUUACCUGAGCUCCGCUCAGCCCAGCUGACUGUGCCUGUUCCGAGCCAGCCCCUCGCUCGGCUGGGGCCUCCCCCUCUCCCACGCCCGCCCAGGCCAAGGCCAUGGGCCCAGGGCCCCCAGAACGAAAUCGAGAAAUUGUUUAUUUUAGUAACUGCCUGGUCUCUCUCAGCUCUGGAGAUGGAGUAAGUUAGGAGUACGCUAUUUUCCAGUGAUGUCUGCGGAGUGAUGUCUGCGGAGUGGGCCUGCGCACCAGGUUACCAGGAAGAACGGGACCACAGUGAGGCCUGCAUCUGCGACAGCCAUCAGCCCUCGGUCCUGCUGCAGCUCAGCUGGUGGGCCCCUGGCCAGCGAGGGCCCCCGCCUGGGCCCCCGCCAGGUGCCUUCCACCACCGCCCAAGCAGGGUGAUGGCGCUCCGGGCCGGGACACAGCCGCCCAGCAACCCCAGCUCCCGCUGCCUCUGCCCGCGGUUCGGAGAAGUGACAGAGCUGUCCCCGCCCCACACCCUCUUUUUUUACUGUCAAGCCAAAGGGAAGCACAAAUUACAGGAAGCCCAGGCAGAGCGCCAGGAGGAAAGAAGCCAGGGCGGGUCUCCUGCCUGUGGCCCCGCGAGACCCGCUGCUGUGCCUGCUGAAGGGAUGCUCUCGGUGGUCGCUGCAAGCCUCAGUGACACUCGCCCACCCAGCCCCCAGGACCAGGACACCGCUGUCAACACAACGGCCCCCACACCGCUUCAUCCUUUGCCCGAUGUCACUCCCCCAGAUUCUCCGGGUCAUGAGGGGACCAGUCUCCAAUCCCAGCAGCGGAGCCAGAAGACUGGGCCACCUGCUUCUUGGGCCGGGUGUCCGGUAGACACACACAUUCCACAUGGCCAGGCUGCUGCACGGCCGCCCUGCGGCAUUGAGUAGACCUCGCCAGCUUCUCUGAGCAGCUCCCUAGAGACUGCAGGACUGGGACCAGGUGGCCAGUCAGGCAUCACCAGGGCACAUACCUUUCCCCGGUUCCCAUCUCUUUCUCACCCCCACUUCCCCCAGCUGCUGUCAGUCCAAGCCAUUGGUGUAAUAAUGCCUUCAUUUAGGGAUUAAAACCGAAUGAACCAGCAAUAGUUUGUUCCCUGGAAUCGUUAACAUGCUCUGUUUACAUCCAUCAAUGCACUUAAGGAAAACCACCCAAUGAAUUAAAGCUCAUUUUAAAGCUG
Echinops telfairi (small Madagascar hedgehog) is the source of this 1831-nucleotide messenger RNA. RefSeq names its product RAB8A, member RAS oncogene family (gene RAB8A). NCBI's taxonomy places the organism in Eukaryota, Metazoa, Chordata, Mammalia, Afrosoricida, Tenrecidae. Gene Ontology annotation, biological process: protein secretion; regulation of exocytosis; Golgi vesicle fusion to target membrane. The record is from RefSeq and is a predicted model, not a curated record. Bases 1 to 624 code for a protein of 207 amino acids. Gene Ontology annotation, cellular component: trans-Golgi network transport vesicle; dendritic spine; synaptic vesicle. Gene Ontology annotation, molecular function: GTP binding; GTPase activity. The transcript has 8 exons.